AUGAGGUAUGUGGUAUUUCCACACAACAGCAAUGUCAUUCGACAGCCAGCAACCACAUUCUCACAAAAACCAUGUGAGCAGUUAAUGUGUACACCAAUAAACAUGGCGCACAACGUGUUAAAGACUUUCAGUUUGAUCCUCGCUUUCGUAGUUCAAGGCCUGGCUGUGAACCUGGUGGGGUGUGGACCUGAUAAGCCGCUGGUAGUGCAAGAAAACACUCAGAACUAUACCAUUGUCUGUGAAGAUAUUCGCAGCGAUAAUGAUGUUCGUUGGGUUUUGACGAGGACAGUCUCAAAUCGCACUGGAAGUAAUGUUGGCGACUGUCGUGGAAAUGAUUCAGUCUGCGCAGGGGGGAGUUCUCUCUUUUCAUUCUCACGCCCCAGCAGAAAUAUCUCUAUAGUACAGAUUGCGAAGGUUGACAGAUCAAUGUUUGGUGCGGCUAAUGUUACCUGUAGUGGGAUUUCGCAAACAGGAGAACUGGUUGUGAUCAACAGCAGCUGCAAUAUUGAUAUAAUUUAUAUUGCCGAAAAUAUAUCGUGCAAGACUGAAUUCAUGAAAGACACCUGGACUGUGUUCGGUCAUUGUGAUAUUUAUAAAACCAGUUCAUCACAUAAUAGAUACAGGUGUACGUGGAUCGAGAUAAAUGAGUCGUUUAGAGAAUCGGUCGUUAUUGCAAACACACCAAUGACAGUCGCACCUUUUGCUGGAACAUAUGUCAACGGAUCCUGUAAUUUCACCAGUCACCUACCACCCGCCGGUCUGUACACAUACCACGUGACUGUUAUUCCUGGCGAAGUGACAGUCAAUGCGAGCUUUGUUGGCAGUAACGAAAUACGUCGCCCCUCAAGCACACCUUACCACAACUGUCCACAGUAUGUACCGAAAAGCAAAGGUGUUACCUGCGAGUGUUUUGUUGAUGACCUGGGCAGCCCACCUGGUGUAGUCCUGUGGAAUACAACUCGAUCCCCAGAACUUCGUUUAACAGACUCACAGGUUAUACACAAUAUGUCGCAUGUCUGUCAGCUUUUGUGGAACAACACCUUUGUCCGGUCUGUGGAAUAUGUCGUUAAUAUUGUAGAUUCUCCUAGAGUGUUGACAUUCAACAUGAAUAAUAUUGGGAGCAAAACAGUGAAUAUUGAUGAGAACGCUCACGUGGAGAUGAGAUGCAAUUCUGAUGGAAAGCCAACUCCGAACAUUCAGCUCGUAAAUGUAUCAAAUCCUUUUAAUUUGCUUAACCAGAGCUACACACAGGAAGUAAGUUACAUUAUAAAUCAAGCUCCGUGUGAAGCCUCUGGAGUUUACAGAUGUGAUGUCAACAACAGCAUCGGACAGGACAGUCAGAGUUGUAUACUGCUUGUAUCCUGUGCCCCAAAGGGAACCAGCAUUGAUAGGAAUCCUCCAACUGUCAAUGUAACAAAUGGUUCAGGAGUGCUAACAGUUAACAUGACUGCUUAUCCCCAACCACAGAUUAAAACAUCAGUCUAUCUGGGCACAAAUGACAGUUCUGAUGGAAACAAAGUAAAGGAAAACAGUAUCUAUGCUGCCUGCUCCACCACUUUGUCUACAGCUUUAGUCACCUGCAAUGUCAUAGUCAUCAACAUGACACACAAUGACGAGGGUUUCUACAGAAUCGUCUUCAGCAACAGCUUAGGAGACUUGCCUUUCACAUUCUAUGUCAAAGUGUCAGAGAAUGACCAGCAGGCCGGGGCGACCACAAAGACAGACGAGAAAAUCGCUGGAGUAAUCGUGCUGGCUGUGAUGUUGUCCGUUGUCGUUGUGUUGAUUCUUGUUGCUAUCAUCUGGGUGUGGCGACGUGGAUGGACUUUACCGUGUGCUGAUAUAACUAAUCAAAGGAGCACGCACCAGAACCAAAGUAGUGUUGACACCUCAGAACAUUACUUGACUCCAGUGACAACAAACACACUAAUCACGACACAAGGAAGAGCGACUCCGCUUUAUGACGCAUUACAGAUGAAAGAUGUCGGAAUGCAAUCACACUAUGAAGGAAUACGACAAGAGCACAAUGGCUCGGAAAUAUCUUCUAAUAAAGAUUUGAGCAGCAAUAUGCGGAAGACAAGAAACGAACCAAUAUAUGUGAACUAAGGAGGUGCAGUUGUCGUCGAAGUCCUCCGAGGGCUGUGUAAAGAUUUUAUGCAUAUUACAGAUUUUCACCAACCCUA
Pomacea canaliculata is the source of this 2180-nucleotide messenger RNA. RefSeq lists its product as uncharacterized. The record is from RefSeq and is a predicted model, not a curated record. NCBI's taxonomy places the organism in Eukaryota, Metazoa, Mollusca, Gastropoda, Architaenioglossa, Ampullariidae. The coding region runs from base 1 to 2103 and encodes 700 amino acids. The transcript has 12 exons.